Paramecium pentaurelia is the source of this 2004-nucleotide messenger RNA. The record is from the annotation of a GenBank genome assembly. Lineage: Eukaryota; Ciliophora; Oligohymenophorea; Peniculida; Parameciidae.
AUGUAUGAAUCAAUAAAUCUCUCCACUUAGGAUUUUCAUAAAUUAUAAACUAACUUAAAGUCAAUAUGGUUGCCAAAGAAAGAAAAGGAAGCAGAAAUUAUAGUUUAUAAUUUGAUUAACAUAAAAUUAGAAGUUCAAUCUUUAAUGAGAGAAAUCACAGAGAAAGUAAAUGAAACUUUAAUAGUUAUUGAUGAUAUGAUUUAAUUAACAUAAAGUGAAAUGUAUUCUAUAAAGAAGAAUAUAAAAGAGAUUUAAAUAAAAGAACUUAAAAGUUUGAAUGAAUUAAAACAGUCUAUAAAUAUAAUAUUAUGUCAGUAAAUUACAAGAUAAGUUUAAUAGUUAAACAAUUUGUAAACGAUUUGGAGAAUUAAUAUAUUGGAAAAAUUGGAAAGAAAAUUGAAAUAAAUAAAAGAGGGUGAUUCUAAAUGUGGUUUUGAUUAAUAUUUUAAUUUAUCAUUGAAACAAGAAAAUAAUAACAUUUGGAUAUGCAAUAAACAUUUUGAGUAGAUUUAUUAUGUGAAUUUAUAAGAAAAUGUAAAUACUCAAAAUAGAUUAGCUUGUAAGAAAUGUAUACAAUCAAAUCAGGAAUUUAAGAAAUUAGAGGAAUUAUAAUUAUUAUGGGAAUAAAAUGUUUAAUUAACUUUAGGGAAGUUUAAUCAUCAUUAAAAUAUAUUAAUUAUUUAUUGGAAUAAAAUAUUAGAAUAAGUUCAAAGAUUCAAUAAAAUUAUUUAUACAUCAUCAAAUUUGAAAAAUGAUAUACUAUAAUAAUAGUAUUAAUUAAUGUUAAAGGAUUGGCUAUCAUUAUCAAAAGAAGAAUUAAAUGAUAUUGCUUGUAAUUUAAAUUAAUAAUAUAAUUAAUUGAUUUUCUCUUCAAUUGAGAAGGAAUCAUUAAUUAAAGAAAAUUAAUUACUUAAAUUAAUAAAUCAAUUCAAAUUAUUUUUAGAUCAUUUAGAUCUUUCAAAAGAAAUUAAUAAAAUAGAUUCCAAUAAAAAUAUCAUUAUUAAUCAAUAUUGUUAAUAAAAAAUAUAAUAGAUUUAAUCAAUUGAACCUGUUAAAUUUAAAUUUGAAUUAAUUAAUCGUAUAAAACAAGAUAGAUGUUUUUCCUUUGCUUUUUUUAUAGAUUCUUCAGUUAUGGUAGUUGGAUAAAAUAGUAUGAUUAAAGUAUUUGAAUUUAAGGAUGGAAAUCUAAAAGAAACAUAAUAAUUAACUGAACAUAAGGAUUAUGUGAGAUGUUUAUAUUUUAUGAAGAAGACAUUAUAAUUUGUAUCUGGUUGCAAUGAUAAUUUAAUCAUGAUUUGGUCAUGGGAUGAUAAAAGACAUUGGUAUUGUGAAUAAAAGUUAGAAGGACAUACAGAUUAUAUUAGAGGAGGGUUAAUAAUGAAUAAUAAAGAAGAUUUAAUUAUAUCAGGUAGUGAUGAUAGUACAAUUAGGUUUUGGACUAAAAAAAAUAAUAAUUAAUGGAUUCUUUAUUAAACAUUAAAUGGUCAUACAAAAGAAGUAAAGAGUAUAAGUCUUAAUGAUUCAUAGAAUUAAUUAAUUUCAUGCUCUUUUUCGAAUGAAGUUCUUGUUACUGAAUUUAAAAAUAAUGAAAAAUUGUGGAUUACAAUAUAAAAAAUAUAAGUAGAUAGGAAUGGAUAUAGUUUAUGUUAUAUUAGUGAUACACUUUUUACAUUUUAACCUCAUGAAUUGGAAAUCAUGUGUAUCUAUGAAUUCGAUUAUAAUAAAGAAUAAUUUAUUAAAACUAAAUAAGUAAAAAUUAAGUCUGGUGAUAAUAGAUGUGAUUUCUUUCCUUAAUAAUUUAAUAAAGAGAAAUAAAUACUUUUACAUAAAAAUGGAAGAACUAUAAAUAUUAUUAAAACUAUUGAUAGUCGUGAAUUUAUUCCUGUUUAAUAUAUAGAAAAUAGUGAUAAUUAUUUGUAUGGUGCAUUAACUAAUGAUGCUUAAUAUUUAGUAACAUGGGACAAUUAAGAGAAAGAAAUCAAAAUAAGAAAGUAUAAAGAAUGA